This is a messenger RNA of Nematostella vectensis (starlet sea anemone), 771 nucleotides long. RefSeq names its product ribonuclease P/MRP protein subunit POP5. Gene Ontology annotation, biological process: tRNA 5'-leader removal. The record is from RefSeq and is a predicted model, not a curated record. Gene Ontology annotation, cellular component: ribonuclease P complex. The coding region runs from base 128 to 673 and encodes 181 amino acids. Lineage: Eukaryota; Metazoa; Cnidaria; Anthozoa; Actiniaria; Edwardsiidae. The transcript has 5 exons.
GCGCGAUACAAUGCGAGGAAAGCCUGGUUAAAAAGUGUUUUUAGAGUGCAAUUUUACAACUUUUCCCUUGUUUUAGAAAAUAAUGGUCUGUUCCUUCCUUACGCUUACCUGAUGACGCGUUUUUGCAAUGGUGAGAUUUAAGAAAAGGUAUUUUCUUGUGGAAGUUGAGUAUGAAGAUGGCCUUAUCGAUGACUCAGUUCAGAAGGAUGCCAUGCGCCAGGUGGUGAAAGAAGCCGUGAAAACUGCUUUUGGUGAUUAUGGCUUAGGAUGUAUUCAACAAUUUCUAAAAGUAAAAUACCUCAAUCCUGUCACCAACAUUUUGUUUCUACAAUGUUUGCGAGACUAUCAGCAGAUUCUACAAACCUCACUCACAUUUGUGAAGAGCAUCAACAACAGAGCAUGCAUGUUCAAGACUUUAUAUAUUGGAGGAACAAUAAGGUCAUGCCAAAAGUUCUUGGUGAAGCACAAUAGAAAAGAGCUGUUUAGAGCCCUGAAAAAAUGUUCAACACAAGCUGAAAAAGAAAAGGUUUCAUCAUUAAUUGAGUCGGCAACAAAAGAAGAAAGUGUCCUGGACUCUGUAUGGCUUUGGAGAAGGAGAACCAAAGCACUCACCCAAAAGACUGUAAAUAAGGAGAAGAAUACAGAUUUAUAUGGUGACUCAGACUCAAACUGAUACCAGCACAAAUACUAGAACAAUACGUCCCAUUAGGAUUCAGAAGGCUAUCACCCAGGAUACCAUUUUGUCAUACAUGGGAAAUUGUUUGUGUCAGC